AAUUACAAAUUUACUGCUUAAAGUUCCUGUUUUGUCAGGUUUUGUGACCCUUUGGAAAUAACAUUAUCUCUGCUGAAGUUUAAGCAUCAUUUAUGAAAAUUUGUCUUAAUCUCCGUCUUGUUGUACGGACCUGGAGCGGCCCUCCUCGCUCUGCGCUGGGCGUCUCCUCCCAGUGGGACAGGUCUAUAUAAGAUCCUGCAGGUGGAGGUGAGCUUCAUCGCUGGAGAUCAUCAUCAUGGCCUCUGCAGUGCUGCUCCUUCUUCAGCUGCUGCUGCUCACCUCCCUGGUGUCGGCGUCUCAUCACUGGGGAGGAACCAUGAACUACGCCUACAAAGGACGAAACCCUGACGGAUCCUUUAAGAUUUCUCUCAGAGGCAAAGAUACUUAUGAUACCUGUGGAUACUACCACUACUGGAACUGUUAUACUGGCAACUGUGGGUCUGCAACCACCAGAAAGAUCAUUAACAUCGACUCCAGCACCAACACACCAUCCUACGUAUCCCGGUGGUGUGAAACAGAAAACAUUGAAACGUGGAGAGUCCCCAGUGACAAACCAUUUCUGCUCAGGGCAUCCAGCUGCUGCUGGAUCACGACACGUAACUCAGUGAGUAACUGGAGGUUGGAGUCCCUUGUGGAUUUGGGAACAAGAUCAGACACAAGACAACCAAACAGAUCUCCAGAUAUUGCUGUCCUUCCCUUCAUCAGAGUUCCUCAGAACUGCCCAAGAACGUACAAGCUGGCUGCCUUUGACCCUGAUGGUGACAGAGUCGUGUGCAGGUAUGGGAAUCUCCCUGGAAUAGAGUGCGACAGAUGCUCUCUUCCUUCAGGCUUCCAGCUUGACCAGGAUUCUUGCACUUUACACUACCAGUACACCAAUUCCGACUACAGAGUCUUUGGUUUUGAGAUGGUGGUAGAAGAUUACGCACGCGGCACUAUCGACUUGUUCUACUCUGAUGGAUCAAGUGUUCGCAAGUAUCCACUGCCUUCAAGGACGAAGAGACGAGCCUCCACAGCUACCACAGACAACCCCUGGUGGUGGUGGCAGACUACCACUGCUGCACCAACUACCACAGACAACCCCUGGUGGUGGUGGCAGACUACCACUGCUGCACCAACUACCACAGACAACCCCUGGUGGUGGUGGCAGACUACCACUGCUGCACCAACUACAACUGUAUCUCCAACAACAACCCCAUGGUGGUGGUGGCAGACUACCACUGCUGCACCAACUACAACUAUAUCUCCAACAACAACCCCAUGGUGGUGGUGGUGGCAGACUACCACAACCGCAGCUCCAGCGACCAGCCCUUGGUGGUGGAUAACCCCAGCGCCUCCUGGAUACCUCACCUCUGGUUCUCCCCUCAGCAAAUUACCACUGCAGUUUGCAUUUCUUGUGGAUCCUGCUGUUCCAUCCUGCCAGGAGGGACUCUACCUGCCUCAGCUUGUGGCUCCAACACCUGCAGAGGGAGAACGCAUCAUGGCAGAGGUCAACAAAGAGGUGGAGAUCAGAGUCAGAGCUCAGGCCACAUAUUCAGCCAUCCAAAGUCUUGUCGUUAGUGGACCAGCGAACAUCACCAAACACAAAGACACGAAUAACGAGUUUGUUUUGAGGUGGACACCCGUCCUGGAUGACCUGGGGGAACAUUACCCAAUCUGCUUUGCUGUGGAGUCAGUGAGCAGGUCCUCCGUCUAUCAGUCUCAGAUGAGGUGUGUCCUGGUGGAAAUCAGGAAGGAACAAAUUAAAGCCACAGUGACCUGCACCGAAUCCGCAAUGAAGGUUGAGGUUGACAAAGCUUCCUUCUUUGGACUCCAGGAGGAUCAUCUUCGCCUCAGUGACCCCAGCAACACUGUCUGCAGCCUCCGCAGGCACUCCAACCACACUCACAUCGUCGCCAUCAUUCCCCUCAACCAAUGUGGGACUCAGAUCGAGGAAGACGAUGACUACCUCAUUUUCAAGAAUGAGAUCACCACUAAGGAAGACGACCCGAACGAGCUGAUCACCAGGAAGCACCUGGUGGAGGCCCGGUUCUACUGCCAGUACCCCAAACGGGGGAAUGUGACGCUGAGCUUCUCAGCACACAGAAAGACCGUCACGGUGUGGGAGAAAGGCUUCGGCACGUUCACAUACCAGUUUGAGUUCUACCAGAAUGACCGGUUUGAAGCCAAGUAUGACCCAAACUCAUACCCACUGGAGUUUGACAUCGGAAACAGGAUCUACAUGCAGCUGGACGCCAGCUCCUCUGUCAACAACACCGAGAUGUUUGUGGAGUCCUGCAGAGCUGCACCGUAUGACAACCCCAACUACCAUCCAACCUACUCCAUCAUUGAGAACGGGUGUGGGGUUGACCCGACUGUGCGGACAUAUACACCUUCCAACGAUAGACAGUUCCAGUUCAGCGUGGAGGCCUUCAGAUUUAUCGGCCUGCAUGAUCAGGUGUACAUCAGCUGCACAGUCAUGAUGUGUGAAGCAGGAAACCCCAACACCAGGUGCUCACUGGGAUGCAGCAACUCCACAAGGUCCAGCAGCUUCAGCCGCAGAAAGAGAGAGGCUGUGGUCCAGAGCGGACAGCACUUCGUUUCCCAGGGUCCUUUGCGUCUGAAGCGUGAAGCGGACCCCAGAGGGGCCUCAGCUGUCAACCUGAACCUGAACCUGAUGUUUGUGGCUGGAUGUCUCCUUGCUGCUGUUGGGAUGGUCUGUGGCUUGAUCAUCUACAAAACCAAAACCUCCAGGGCCAAAUACCAACCUCUGCCUGCACAUGAAAACUGAAACCUGAACAUCUGCCAGGCUGCUUGGAUAAUCUGAACAUGGGAUUCUGGAUGUUUCUGAACUAUUAAUUAAAUCUUUUUAAUAUCUAA
Xiphophorus hellerii (green swordtail) is the source of this 2856-nucleotide messenger RNA. RefSeq lists its product as uncharacterized. The transcript has 13 exons. NCBI's taxonomy places the organism in Eukaryota, Metazoa, Chordata, Actinopteri, Cyprinodontiformes, Poeciliidae. The record is from RefSeq and is a predicted model, not a curated record. The coding region runs from base 236 to 2767 and encodes 843 amino acids.